AUGGGAUCCGGCCAGUUCGACAAGGCCGCUAUUUUGAGCUAUGACAUCUCCGACGUUGAGGCCCAGUCCCCCACCUUCAAGAUCUCGAAGGAGGAAAUCGCCGGCCUGAAGGCUGCUUUCGCCAGCCCCGGCAGCGCUUUCCAGACCGGCUUCACUGUCGGUGGUGACAAGUUCGUCGCUAUCAAGGCUGAUGACCGCAGUCUCUACGGCAAGAAGGGCAAGGAGGGCAUCGUCGUCGUCAAGGCCGUUUCUUGCGUCAUGGUCGCUCACCACGGCGAGGCCGUCCAGACCACCAAUGCUGCAACCGUCGUCGAGAACCUCGUUGACUACAUCAACAACCCCCGGUGA
This is a messenger RNA of Aspergillus clavatus NRRL 1, 348 nucleotides long. It is a transcript of the gene pfy1, whose product is annotated as profilin. Gene Ontology annotation, cellular component: cell cortex. NCBI's taxonomy places the organism in Eukaryota, Fungi, Ascomycota, Eurotiomycetes, Eurotiales, Aspergillaceae. The transcript is spliced from 3 exons. Gene Ontology annotation, molecular function: actin monomer binding. The coding region runs from base 1 to 348 and encodes 115 amino acids. The record is from RefSeq and is a predicted model, not a curated record.